CCCCUCUAUCGCGUGGUGGGGAUCAUCCAUAUUGCUGCUAGUGGUGGAGAUAAGGUUGUAAUCCUGAGAGGCCCUCGGACACGUUUCUUUAUUUUUAUAUAUGUUUUAAUCCAGCGCGGACUGCUCUGCGUCUUAGACCGAAGCUCUUUUGGUCUGGGAGCGACAGAGGAGCGGCACACGACGCGGAAUAACUUCACGUUUCCUUGAAUUGAAGGCGAAUUCGGGCCGGGGAGGGGGGGGAGAGAGGACUGGUAAUCCUGAGGGGGGAAGAAAGACGGUGGUGGGAAAUGGCCACUCAGGUGGAGGCUCUCCUGCCCGGCAACCCGCUUGCCAAAGCGGAGGAGCACGGCAAAGUGAUCCGCGGCGAGCCGGAGGAAGAGGAGGGCGGCCGGGGCGACGGGGCCAAGCGGCAGACGGGUGUCGCCGAGCAAGGGAGCAGCGACGGCGGCAGCCCUGGGCAGGGAGGGACCCCCGGCGACACGGCGGAGGAGCAGACCCCAAAACAGGCGACAGAGGGGAGCAAGGAGGGUUGUGACAGCGACGACAAGCAAAACGAGGAGGGUGUUAAAAGCAGCAGCAGAAAGGAGUUUACUGAAGCUCCCCCGCCCAAGGUGAACCCGUGGACAAGGAAAAUGAAUGCGGUGACCGUGGUCAGCGUGAAUGGACAAGCACACCACGAGUCUACCGGCCCCGCCAAGGUGGUGAGAGCAGGGAACCCACCCAAAUCCAGACGUGGAGGAAAGGUUGGAGAUUUUGGCGACGCCAACAGCUGGCCGACUCCAGGGGAGAUUGCAACUAAAGACAUGCAGAUUGAGGCAGUGACACGGACCGUGUCCUGCCCGCCGACUGUCAGGCAGGUCAGAGACUCAUGGAGAUUCACUGGCCCCAAGAGGACAACAGUCAAGAAGGAGUCAAAGGAGAAGAGAGAGAGCAACGAGGAGAGCAAGGAGAACCUGAAGGCCAAGUCAGACGACUCCGGAGAGGAGAAGAACGGCGAUGACGACUCCCAGAAGAACGGACCGAAGAAAAAAGGAAACAAGCAGAAGUGGGUUCCCCUGAUGAUCGAGGUGAAGUCCGAGGGUCCUCGGGAACGCUCGGCCUCCAGGAACAACAGCAGACAAAACGAAAACCCCCGCCUGCCUCCCAACGCCAGGAACGACCUCAGAGACUGGCACAGUCAAAAGUACGAGCGGGAGUGGCGUGACGACCACGACGAGGUGUCCAGCGUGAAGAGCGAGGGGGCGCCGUUCCGCGGAGGGUUCAGAGGUCGCGGACGCGGUAGAGGAAGAGGUCGGGGACGAGGCAGAGGCGGGAGAGGCCACUAUGACUAUCACUACGGCUACAAGUCCUACGACAUGAAAGACGCACCCUACGGCCAGAAGUUCAGCAACUCAGUGACCUACUACUACGACAACAUGAGCAGCAGCGACCUUUACUCCGUCGAUCAGGACCUGCUGAAGGACUACAUCAAGAGGCAGAUCGAGUACUACUUCAGCCUGGACAACUUGGAGCGUGACUUCUUCCUGCGGAGGAAGAUGGAUCAGGAGGGCUUCCUGCCCGUCGGACUCAUCGCCAGCUUCCACCGAGUGCAGGCCCUCACCACCGACGUCAACCUCAUCCUGGAUGCUUUGAAGGACAGUAAGGAAGUGGAAGUGAUCGAUAUGAAGAUCCGUAGGAAGGUGGAGCCGGAGAAGUGGCCUCUGCCGGGCCUGACCAUGCCUAACCACACCCACACCGACUUCUCUCAACUCAUAAACUGCCCAGAGUUUGUCCCAAGACAGAUAAUGGAGGAGCCCAGAGGUUCUCCCAGGUCCUCCACACCCGUGAAACACCAGACCAAGACUGAAUCAGACAUCUCCAACCUCAAGACAAUGCCCAAGGGCCUCUCCGCCAGCCUCCCAGACCUUGACUCGGAGUCCUGGAUUGAGGUCAAGAAGAGGCCCAGACCUUCCCCAGCCAGACCCAAGGUCAGCGCAGAGAAGGCCCCCUCGUUGCAGCAGCAGCAGCAGCAGAAGGAAAAGGACGACUUGACUCGCUCUCCGGUGCCCCAGUCUGGCUCCUUGUCCUCCACUGCUGUCCCAGGAAAUAAGGACGGAGCGGAACAGGACGAACCGGAGGAGCUCGACUUCAUGUUCGACGAGGAGAUGGAGCAGAUGGACGGACGUCGCAACACCUUCACCGACUGGUCGGACGAGGAGACGGACGGUGAGAUCGAUGACCACGACGUCAACAAGAUCCUGAUCGUGACACAGACGCCACCUUACCUGAGGAAGCACCCGGGGGGCGACCGCACUGGACACCACACAUCGCGCGCCAAGCUGACCAACGAACUGGUCAAGGUGAUCAACGACGGGCUCUUCUACUACGAGCAAGACCUGUGGGACGACACGUAUGAGCCUGAGUACGCCACCAUCAAGCAAGAGGUGGAGAACUUCAAGAAGGUCCACCUGAUCAGCCGCGAACAGUUUGACUGCCUGACUCCCGAACCCCCUGUCGACCCCAACCAGGAAGUCCCCCCAGGACCCCCAAAACCUCAUCAGAUCCCCACAGACGCUUUGGCGAACAAACUCUUCGGUGCCCCCGAGCCCUCCUCGAUAGCACGCUCGCUCCCAACUACCGUGCCUGACUCGCCCAACUACCGCAGUGCCCGCACGCCCCGCACGCCUCGUACCCCUCACCGGAAGGACGCCACCAUGACACCGCGCUUCUACCCAGUGGUGAAGGAAGGUCGACCUGUCGAUGCCAAGACGCCCAGGAAGAGGAAGACCCGACACAGCUCCAACCCGCCCAUGGAGUGUCACGUUGGCUGGGUGAUGGACUCCAGAGAGCAUCGCUCCCGUACCGCCUCUGUCAGCUCUAACGCCAGCCCAUCAGAGGGCACCCCUGCCCUGGGUAACAUUGGCUGCACGCCGCAGUCCCUCCCCAAGUUCCAGCAUCCAUCCCAUGAGCUGCUCAAGGAGAACGGCUUCACGCAACACGUUUACCACAAGUACCGCCGGCGCUGCCUAAAUGAGCGAAAGCGGCUGGGAAUCGGCCAAUCGCAGGAGAUGAACACACUGUUCCGCUUUUGGUCGUUUUUCCUGCGAGAUCACUUCAACAGGAAGAUGUAUGAGGAAUUCAGACAGCUGGUGGUCGAGGACGGGAAAGAAGGAUACAGGUACGGUUUGGAGUGCCUGUUCAGGUACUACAGCUACGGUCUAGAGAAGAAGUUCAGGCCAGACAUCUUUAAGGACUUCCAGGAGGAGACAAUGAAAGACUACGAAGCUGGCCAGCUGUAUGGACUGGAGAAGUUCUGGGCCUUCCUUAAGUACUCCAAAAUCAAGACCCUGGAGAUCGACCCCAAGCUGCAGGAGUGCCUGAGCAAGUUUAAACGUCUGGAAGAUUUCAGAAUUGACCCGCCUAUGGAGGACGGAGGCCGCAGAAGACACUCAUCCAGCGGGGACGGUCGUCGCCGGCACCCCUCUCAGCCCUCCAGCCGGCCCCACAGCCAGGCCAGCUCAGGCCCCAGCCCCGCCCUCACCGCACAGGGCCCCGCAGCCAAGGAUGAUGCCAAACCCACCAGCCAGAGAGCCCACGCCCCCGCCGCUGACCUCGCACCAGAUGCCAAGACACUGAAGUAACUCCACGAACAUGCUGCCACACACGGAUCAACUCAAAACACGUCUGCAAGUCGCCGGUUCUCUCCGCGCCACAGGAGGAGGGAGGGGGGCGUUCUACCUUUCAAUCAAGCAUGAGAAGUUUUUCUUUUUUUCUUGAGAAAUAAGGAAGAAAAAUAACUAAAAUGGUGCAUUUUAUUAAUUUGUUUUAAGUUUUUGAGAAAACGUUUUUUUUUUUUUUGUCUUAAUGAGGCAAGGAAUGGAUGAGGUGUCAAACACAUUUUUUAUUUUUUUACAAACCAUUGCCAGUGGUUUAGUGGUUAUUUACUACCCUGGAUUUUUUUUUUUUUUUUCAUGUUCUCCCCCCUCUCUGUCACUGGGACCCCUCUUCGAUCGUACCUGUCCUGCUGGCUGAAAGAUAUCUGAUUCCUCGCCCAGAUCUCAGAUUUAUGAUUAUUAUUUCUUCGGCGUGUGGCGGGAUUGGAGACUUGGGAAAUAAUUUGAACAAGACUGAGCAUCUGAAAGCCCUGCUAGCAGCCCGCUGGAGGCCGUGCUGCUCCUGACAUCCAACCGGACCAAAGUGGUUUGAACCGAGCGACUGACAUUUCCAUCCGCAGAGCCCCCGAGUGCUCUCAGCUCUCAGGCUAAAAAUAACAACUAUUUGAUUUACUUUAUGGCUGGACUUUAAGGGGGAAAAUAUCAAAGAACCAAAUGAUAAAAGAGGAAAAAAAAAAAGACUUGUACCAAUCCCUCAGUAUGGACACGAUCAUUGAAAGUUGCCUUAUUUUAAUGGUUUUACUGCUUCUAACUUGUGCCCGCCACCUUAUUGUCGAUUGUACAGCAUUGAAAUCACCCAUAUAUCCAGUCACCGUUUCCAGCAGAGGCCACUAGGUGGUGCUGUGUCUGCCAAAUCCCCCCCCCCCCUCACCCUCCUCCGUCACCUUUUCUGAACUGUCUUCCAGGUGUCACUCGGUCUGUUACAAGUCCUGUAAUUCUUCCCUGUGUUUGCAAGUCGUGGCUUUUUGUGCUGAAACACAUCAACCUCUUGGAACCCCCCUUCCCCACCCCCCCCAAAAAAAACAAAAACAAAAAACACUUCAGUGGGGUGGAGAGUUGGGACCGGAGGGUCCUUAAGCUCUCCUCCAUGAUCUCCCUUUGGGUGCUUCCUGACUUUUUUUGUCACGCUCCGCCUCCCUGUCACACGAGCUGCAUCCAUUCGUUCAUCCAUCCGUCUGACAUCCAUCCAUCAGUCGACCAUCAGUGAUGCUACAGGACUGGAAUCAUCAAUCUGGAUUACUUGAAGAACCGAUGGUUACGAGGAGGGCCGUCGUGCUCUGUCGCAGGUGCUCUGGGUGGAGACGCUGGCCGGGCCUUAAUGGGGCUCAGACAUUUGGCCUCCGGCUUCGCUUGUUAAAAAGAAGUUCGCUCGGCCGACCCGCUGCUCAAACGAGGCUGAUUUGGCCUCUGGCGCUCCCCACCUCUUCCUGUUUGACACACACACACACACACACACACACACAUAUACACACACACACACACACACACACAUCAGCUUACAGGCAUGAACACUGACAAGUGCACUCAUACACAGGUACUGAUGUAGCAGCGUGGGCAAGCUGAAUACGAAACACACACACACACACAGCUCGAUGUCUUGCCUCGCUGUGGACAAAUAAAUUCGAGACUGGAUUGUUUGUUCACACUGUUCAGUCGUCACUCUUCCUACAGUCAACUGAACUCUAAUAAUCUGGUGUGGAUAAUUAAAUCUUUAUCCGAAUCUAUGAUAUCAAAUAGAAGAGUAAUCUUUUUUUUUUUUCUCCUCCACUAAUGUAAAUGUGAAUUUGACAGAUGAAGAGAAGUGAUCACAGCUCCCUGCUACUUGUGUUAUUGUUUAUAGAACAGAUUAUAUAUUUGCCUUACACGUGUACGUACUCUUUAACGUUUUUUUUUUUUUUUUUUUUUUUAAUGGUCUCAUAAUUAUCAUAUUAUGCUUUUUAAUUUCAAUUUGCAGUGUUUCUAGCGUUGUUGUUAUGAUGGAGGCGGGGUUUGUGUCAGGCUGUUUAAAACAUCUGUGGAUUUCAGAAAUGGGAACAUAGUUCACACCACAAAAGGGAAAGUUGACAUCAGGGCGUCAACAGGUAUUCAGUACGAAGACAAAAUCUGUAAUCUUAUAGUAUUUCAUGUUGAAAUCAGUUAAUUUUGCUCUUUUUUUUUUUAGUAAAGAUGUUUGGCAAGAUAGAUGAAAGCAGCGUCUCCAACAAGAAACUAAUUAAUGAAUCUGCAGCCUCCAGGUUUUUUCUGCAAACAGUAUAUCUGCAAAGUUUAGAAACAUGAAAAUGAUUUGAUUUUGAGGUUUGAAUUGCACAAGAAGUUCAUAAAAAAAAAAAAUCUAGAGUCUUAAUACAUAUAUUGAUAUGCAGAUGCUCAGUGAAAUUACCUGUUUUUCGCUGACAUGCUGCAAUUUUUGUUACAAACCUUUAGCUUAGUCAAACGUCAGAGUCAUACGCGUGAAAAUGCAUCUGGAAAGAGUUGAGUUUGGAAAAUGCCUGAAAUUUUCAAAUCAGACUGAACACCUGUGCCUGUUUUUGUUUUUUGUAUUCUAUUAUUAAGUCUCAGUCCUUUUCUGUAAUGAUCAUUUGGCCGGUUGGUUGAUGUUCCAGCAGAGUGGAGAAGAUUGUUGUCACUUUGUCCUGUCAUUGUUUGUUUUUUUUUUCAGUUUCUUCCUCUAAAUCCAGAUUUGUUGGAAACAUGAAAAUGCAAACUGUACUGCUUUUUUUCCCCCUUUAAUGUCUUGUUGGUUUAUCUUCAGGGAGAUUUGGAUCAGUUUUUAGAGGCUUACAGUUGAUGCGUCAAAGUGUUUACUGGAGGUUUAAAGACAAAAAAAAUUAGAGCUACGAAAUAUUCAGAAAAGGAAACACAUUUCCCAAAACCAGCUAAUCCUUUGAUGUGUGAGCUGGUGUGUGGCUGCAGACAUGGCGGACUGCAAUUAGGGGAGGGCCUUCUUCCCGGGACAGUCACAUGAUCCCUCCCUCUAAUGUGAUCACCUGCCAUCACCUGUCACCGGACAUUUGUGGGGGGAGGGUGGGGGGGUGUUUCAGGUGGUGUGGGAGUUUUCAGCCUUUCUCUAUCAGCAUAGAACUGCUGCUAGCUGUCCAAACAAACUCUAGAGGGCGCUGACUGCUGCUCGUCAGUUUUACAUGGACUUGGCCAGACGGCCGGACACUGAAGAGAUGAACGAUGGACGUGGGACGGGAGGGAGGAGCAGAAAAAGAGGAAAGAAAGAAAGAGCCCGACUGGGGUUUGUGACGUUGCUGAGAGGAAUAUGGCUGGUUAUGAUGUCUGGAGACUGAAAAAAAAAGGACAAAAUUCCAUAAAGCCAUAUGAAUAUGAAAUAACUGUAUAUGAACCAUUAAAAUAGUUCAUUACAUUACAAUAUCUUAGGCUUGUCAUGAGGAAAAAAAGAUGAAAACAUGGAAAAAAGGAACAAAAAAAUAUAUAAAAUGGAAAAAUGUAAAAUACUUGAAUGAGAUCUUGUAUUAUAACAUUUAAUAUUCAUAAUAUCUGCUUUGUAGGCUGAUGUGAUUCGCUUAGUGUCAUUUGUAAUUUGUAGUAAUUAUGCUUUUCCUUUAAUAAAGAAAAAAAACACAAAACGGACAAAAAAACCUCAAA
Molecule: messenger RNA, 7265 nt
Organism: Thunnus maccoyii (southern bluefin tuna)
Lineage: Eukaryota; Metazoa; Chordata; Actinopteri; Scombriformes; Scombridae
Gene: larp1
Product: La ribonucleoprotein 1, translational regulator
Exons: 21
Coding region: 288-3620 (1110 amino acids)
Biological process (GO): mRNA stabilization; positive regulation of translation
Cellular component (GO): cytosol; cytoplasmic stress granule
Molecular function (GO): RNA cap binding
Source: RefSeq, a predicted model, not a curated record